Messenger RNA from Durusdinium trenchii, 645 nucleotides. Lineage: Eukaryota; Dinophyceae; Suessiales; Symbiodiniaceae. The record is from the annotation of a GenBank genome assembly.
AUGUUGCUCCGGCGCGCUUCAGCAGCCUUACAGCGUGUCCCGCACCAGCGGCUUCUUUCAACCCAGGUGGUGGCGCCGGGAAAUGCGGGACCGCCCACGGCAUCUCCCGGGUUGUCAGAGCUUUCAGAACGCGCGGGGUUUGUGCCACGGCCUCCGGAGCCGGAGAAGGACCCAAGUCCCGGUUUCCGAGGCGGGAAAGCUCUCUUCAUCUUCUUCCUGUGCAACGCGAUACCCUUCUCAGCACUCAUGUACUACUUGAGGGAGCAGCGCGAGAAGCGCACGGAGCUGGCGAUGUUGACCUUGCCGCGGGCGCCCGAGGAGGUGGCCGCUGAGGUGCUCCGAGUGAUCCGCACCUCAGCAGUGUGCUUUCUGCUGCAAGACUCGCAGGUGGCCAGUCACGCGCUGCGAGUGGAUCCCCAUUUGCCCGAAGCGACUGCCUAUGUGCCACCAACAGGCCCCUUGCCGCUGGUGCCACAGAUGGAACGGAACUUCCUCACGGACUUGCUGGAAUCGCCGCAGGUGCUGGGCCUGGGCUUUUUGCACUUCGCCCUCCAGCGCACCUCGCCUGAAGCGCAAGCCAUCCUCCAGGGCCGCAGGACACGACGCGACGCGAACACGACCGAAGCGGCGCGGGACGAGGGAUGA